Molecule: messenger RNA, 1123 nt
Organism: Lepus europaeus (European hare)
Lineage: Eukaryota; Metazoa; Chordata; Mammalia; Lagomorpha; Leporidae
Gene: RASSF6
Product: Ras association domain family member 6
Exons: 11
Coding region: 110-1123 (337 amino acids)
Biological process (GO): signal transduction
Source: RefSeq, a predicted model, not a curated record
CUUGUUUCAGAGCAGGCUGAACCCCGGACACUACUUUUCCUCCUGAUUUUCUCAGAACACUCUAUUCUGCUCAAGGGCAUCAUCGGACCAUCUCAGGAAGAGGGGAAAGAUGACCAUGCUGGCUCACCAGUACCCUUCUUGGAUCUUCAUCAAUGACAGGACAUUCAUAACCAGGGAACAACUUAAUUCUUUAUUGGAGACCUAUAAUGUUUUUUAUGGAAACCAGAAAAAUCUGCAUAUUUUAUAUGGACAGGCGGAAGAUGGCAACCUAAUUGUGGAAGGAAUGCUGGACAUUUUCUGGGGAGUGAAACGACCUAUACAGCUGAAAAUACAAGAUGAGAACCAAAUCUCUCCUUUCACUACAUUGAAGUCUCCAGAAACCUUUUCCACCAAAGGAAUGACUCGCUGGGGAGAAUUUGAUGAUCUUUAUCAUAUUAGUGAGUUGGACAAGACCCAGAUCCCAGCAUCUGAAGCAAGGAAUUCUCAGGAAGACUAUUUGUCUUACCACAGCAGCACUCUGAAACCACGUGCAGAUGAAGAGCCACGGUCCUCACUGCUUUACAGAACCAUGAGUGAAGCAACCCUGGUGAGAAAAAGGAUGAGGCCACUAACGAUGGACCGAAAAGACAGACAGAACCAUAGGGCCUCUAUUAACGGACAUUUCUAUAACCACGAAACAUCAAUUUUCACUCCAACCUUUGGAUCAGAAACUAAGGUCAGAAUAAACAGUAACAUGAGAACUGAGGAAGUCAUAAAGCAAUUGCUCCAAAAAUAUAAGAUUGAAAAUAGUCCCCAGGAUUUUGCUCUCUACAUUAUUUUUGCCACAGGAGAGCAGAGACGGCUGAAGAAGACAGACAUCCCACUGCUGCAGAGGCUCCUACAGGGACCUUCCAAGACCAACGCUCGCAUCUUCCUGAUGGACAGAGAUGCAGAAGAAAUCAGCAGUGAUGUAGCUCAAUACAUUAACUUCCAUUUUUCUCUCUUGGAAUCCAUUCUUCAAAGAUUAAAUGAAGAAGAGAAAAGAGAGAUUCAACGAACAAUAAGGAAAUUCAAUACAGAAAAGGCCAUUAUACGACAAUGUCUUCAAAGUAAACGGACAGUAAAAACAGAGACGACGGUUUAG